Molecule: messenger RNA, 1845 nt
Organism: Hordeum vulgare subsp. vulgare (domesticated barley)
Lineage: Eukaryota; Viridiplantae; Streptophyta; Magnoliopsida; Poales; Poaceae
Product: receptor like protein 29-like
Exons: 1
Coding region: 16-1431 (471 amino acids)
Cellular component (GO): plasma membrane
Molecular function (GO): protein binding
Source: RefSeq, a predicted model, not a curated record
CAUAGCGGCAUCACCAUGGACGGACGAGACGACGUCAAAAAGCGAACACCCCCCUGCCCGGGCCGCAGACGCAGCCAGCCAGCCAGCACCCGCACGCGCAGCGCGAUGCCAGCCUACGUCGUGCCCCUCCUCCUCCUCCUGUGCUCCCUCGUCUCCCUGGCCGGCGCCGCCAUGGACCCGGCCGAGCGGGAGGCGCUGCUGCGCGUCAUGGAGCUCGUCUCCUCCGACCGCGACUGGCGCUCCUCCUCCGUCCCCGACCCCUGCGCCGCGCCGUGGCCGGGGCUCGAGUGCAAGCCCGACGCCGACGACAAGCGGCUGAUGCGCGUCACGCGGCUCGACUUCGGCGUGCCGCCCAACCCGGCCUGCAGGGAGGCGGCGGCGUUCCCGACCCACGCCUUCUCCGCGCUGCCCCACCUCCAGUCGCUCUUCCUCGUCGACUGCUUCAAGAACCCGGCCAAGACCGCCGCGCUCGCCCUCCCGCCCGCCGCCAACCUCUCCGCGUCCCGCCUGCAGCAGCUCAGCAUCCGCUCCAACCCCUCGCUGUCCGGCACGCUGCCGCCGCAGCUCGCCAGCCUGCGGUCCCUCCAGGUGCUCACCGUCUCCCAGAACGCGCUGGUCCACGGCGAGGUCCCGCGGGGCAUCGGCGGCCUCGCCGGCCUCGUCCACCUCGACCUCAGCUACAACUCGCUAACGGGCCCGAUCCCGGCGCGGAUCGGCGAGCUCCGGAGCCUCCAAGGCCUCGACCUCAGCUACAACUCCUUCUCGGGCCCCAUCCCGAGCAAGCUCGGCCAGCUCGCGCAGCUGCAGAAGCUGGACCUGAGCUCAAACAACCUCACCGGCGGCGUCCCGGCCACCUUCUCCGGCCUCAAGUCGCUCACCUUCCUGGCCCUCAGCAACAACGGCUUAAGCGGACGCCUGCCCGCGGGCCUCGCCGGCCUCCGGGACCUGCAGUACCUGAUCAUGGAGAACAACCCGAUGGGCGUGCCCCUGCCGCCCGAGCUCGGCGGCAUCGCGCGGCUGCAGGAGCUGCGGCUGGCCAACUCGGGCUACUCGGGGUCCAUCCCGGACACGUUCGGGCGGCUGACGAGCCUGACGACGCUGUCGCUCCAGAACAACAACCUCACCGGUAGAAUCCCGGCGGGGCUGAGCCGGCUGAAGCGCAUGUACCACCUGAACCUGAGCAAGAACGGGCUGGACGGCGCCGUGCCAUUCGACGGCGCGUUCCUGAGGCGGCUCGGCCGGAACCUCGACCUCAGCGGCAACCCCGGGCUGUGCGUGGACGAUCGGGCCGUCGUGAAGGAGGUGGGCGUGGACGUCUGCGGCGGCGGCGACAGCUCCGUCGGCAGAGCGAUCACGAGGGGCGGCGCCAUGUGGCCUGCCCUGCUCAGGCCAUCCGCCUCCGCGCUGCUCUGCUGCUGCCUCUUGCUCUGAGACUUUCAUGACUGAUGUAGUAGUUGCACUGAUUAAUCGCUCGCUCCGUGUAUGUAAUUGUGCUGCUUGCUUUGUAACGUCGAUUUGUGCAAGAAUUCCGAGUGGAGCUGCAGUGGCAGGGCACAGUGGCGCGCAUGGGGUUUUGUCUCGUCGCUUGUUAGGCUUGGGCCACGGCGGUCAACGAAAGCGCCGGGGACUGGAGUGCUAAUCAUGAUGUCUUCCCUCCCGCCUUGCUUCAGAUUCUGCCUGCUUCCUUUGUUGCGUCGUGGUGCCGAUUGAGCUGGUCAUGGGCAGCAUUUUGCAUCAGUUUUCAGCCGCUGAUCUGUUGUCUCCAUAGCAUUGUACUCGUCAUGGCUUUGUGGGUGCAUCAAAGUUUUUAAAAGCGGACUAGUAUACUGUAUCAUUUAAGGGAAA